Molecule: messenger RNA, 837 nt
Organism: Rhizopus microsporus ATCC 52813
Lineage: Eukaryota; Fungi; Mucoromycota; Mucoromycetes; Mucorales; Rhizopodaceae
Product: protein phosphatase 2C
Exons: 5
Coding region: 1-837 (278 amino acids)
Biological process (GO): protein dephosphorylation
Molecular function (GO): protein serine/threonine phosphatase activity; cation binding
Source: RefSeq, a predicted model, not a curated record
AUGGAGCAAUCUUCUACGACAGCAACAACAACUUCAACAAAACAAGCCAAAAAGGCACCUGGAUUCUUAUUAGGAGUAUCUGAAGAUCGCAAUAAACGAUGUCGUAGAACAAUGGAAGAUGCUCAUACCUUUGUAUUCAAUUACAUGGGUGUACCUCGUCAGGGCUUCUUUGCUAUUUUUGACGGACAUGCUGGAAAGGCAACAGCUGAAUGGUGUGGGAAUAACUUUGAUAAAGUGUUGGCCAACGUAAUUGAAGAAAGUAACCCAGACGAAUCAGUUCCGGAAAUUUUAAAUAAAGCUUUUCUAAGAGUGGACAACCAAGUCAAUGAACGUGAAGGAAAGUUCUCUGGCUGUACGGCUAUCGUUGCCUUUGUGAAAGUGGCUGAAAACAACAAGCGUAUUUUAUAUACUGGAAACGUAGGUGAUGCGCGUGCUGUCUUGUGUCGUCAAAACAAAGCAGUUCGACUGUCUUAUGAUCAUAAGGGAUCUGAUUCUCAAGAAGCAAAACGCAUCAUGGACUUGGGAGGAUUUAUGAUGAACAACCGUGUGAAUGGAGUAUUAGCCGUAACACGAUCAUUAGGCGACAGUGUCAUGAAGGAAUUUGUUGUUGGAAAUCCCUUUACGACCGAGACAGAACUAGGACCCAGCGACGAGUUUCUAAUUUUAGCAUGCGACGGACUUUGGGAUGUUUGUGAAGAUCAAGAUGCAGUUGACCUCAUCAAAGAUAUACAAGACCCUCAAGUCGCAAGCCAAAAAUUACUAGAUCAUGCAUUGGCUAAUUUUAGUACAGAUAACUUGAGUGUUAUGGUAAUUCGACUUGAUGAUACUAAAGAGUAA